Molecule: messenger RNA, 1686 nt
Organism: Cyanidioschyzon merolae strain 10D
Lineage: Eukaryota; Rhodophyta; Bangiophyceae; Cyanidiales; Cyanidiaceae
Product: serine/threonine kinase 11
Exons: 1
Coding region: 1-1686 (561 amino acids)
Biological process (GO): establishment of cell polarity; glucose homeostasis; intracellular signal transduction
Cellular component (GO): cytoplasm
Molecular function (GO): protein serine/threonine kinase activity; ATP binding; protein kinase activator activity
Source: RefSeq, a predicted model, not a curated record
AUGGAGCAUUCCGGCAGCCGGGCCCCGUUGGAUCCUGAAGGCGCGGGUGCUCGAACACAGGACUCUUUUCGCGUCUUCUACAGCCAAGAUGAUGUGAAUGGAGGCAAGCUGUACAUAGGCGAAAAGCUCAAGUCCAAAGUUGUGCGUAAGCUUCACUCCCUGUCCAUUGAGGAAGGAAACGCGCGAAUAGCGGAGUCUUCAGACAGUGCAUUGGAGGAAGGCACGUCCGAUGCCUCUCGCGAGGGCUCUUUUGCGCCCUCUCCACGUGCGUCUUCUGCAAGAGCAGCUGAGACUGUAGAGUGCCCUAAGGUACUAUCAGGAGAGAGCGCUCGGGAUGUCGCCGCCCACAAGGACGAGCCAAUGGUGUCGAUAGCGGGGCCUCGUGACCACGCCUCUGCGGAAGCGAAAUCGAUCGAUAACAGGACUUGGGGCGCAGCGCGGAGCUCAAAAGAUCUCUCGUUAGAUGAUCCGAUCAGACCCGUUGUAUCUGCACAUCCAGUGGAAGCGCAUUCGGAUCGACAUACGUUUGCGUUCGAGAACUUGAGCAGUCGCCCGCACAUCAGAGAGUCUCGUCCAAAGUUCAUCUCGAAGUACGUACUUGGGGCUCGCCUUGGCGAGGGCGCCUACGCCAAAGUCAAGGAGGCCAUGGAUACGACCACGCUUAGAAUCGUUGCUUGCAAAAUUGUUGACAAACGCUUCCUACGCAAAGUGCGCGGUGGCCUCGAAAACGUCCGACGUGAGAUCGCCAUUAUGCGGUCGCUGGAUCAUCCAAACAUUGUGCGCUUGCUAGAUGUUAUUGAUGGUGAGGAUUCGAUGAAACUCUACAUAUUCAUGGAGCUCAGCAACGGAUGCACUGUUCAGGAGCUCAUGGAGCGUGCACCUCAAAAGCGGCUACCACCUGGACAAGCCCAGUCUUUUUUCGCGCAACUGAUCGAAGGACUUGCAUAUAUUCAUUCUCGGAAUAUCGUGCACCGAGACAUCAAACCCUCGAAUCUUAUGCUUGCCACGGAUGGUGUUCUGAAAAUCGCGGACUUUGGUGUAGCCGAAUUUCUCGACAAAUUCGAUGCCGAGGGGCGUAUCACGAGGACCGUUGGCUCGCCUGCAUUCCAGGCACCAGAGAUUGCGCGGGGUAAUGGCAUGUUUCUGGGGCGAAAAGUCGACGCCUGGGCUGCCGGCGUCACGCUCUACAUGAUGCUUACUGGCGAGGCGCCUUUCAAAGGAUCCAAUCAGUUUGAACUCUUCCGCAAUAUAGGCCGGGGCGAGUUUCAUAUGCCAUCUGAUUUGAUCGACGAGGAAUGUCAGGAUCUCUUGCGGAGACUCAUGGAAGUGAAUCCCGAAGUCCGGAGCACCGUCGACGACCUUCGUGAUCACAACUGGUUGCGAAAACGCUACGACGAUGAGCAUGCAUGGAUUCCGAUUCCGCGACGUCAUCCCAAAAUCCUCGACAUGGUCUCUCGCCUGUACGAAGACGAUCCCGAGAUGUCGACUCAGAGCACGAGUCCCAUCGAGUCAGACGCCGAGAAGAGCAGCGUGCAACGAGCGCAAAGACCCACAUCCAUCGUCACCACCCAACUUGGUGAUCGUCGGAGCAUUACGAAUGAGGGAGCAGCAGAACCUACUCUGGAACAGGGCGAAUCCGGAUCUCCUGGAGAGAGCUCAUGGCGCAAACGAUGUACUUUAAUGUAG